This is a messenger RNA of Pocillopora verrucosa, 2069 nucleotides long. RefSeq names its product major facilitator superfamily domain-containing protein 6. NCBI's taxonomy places the organism in Eukaryota, Metazoa, Cnidaria, Anthozoa, Scleractinia, Pocilloporidae. The record is from RefSeq and is a predicted model, not a curated record. Gene Ontology annotation, cellular component: membrane.
AGCUGAUCCAACACAACAAAACAUCACUGAAUGUAAAUCGCAAAGAGAUCGUUGGAAAAGGCUUUAUAGUGUUUAGUAAAGCAUCUGAUAUGGAACUUCAAGGAUUUCAAAGCAAAAAGAAGCCGUCUUUGAUAAACCGUUCACUGCUACCCGCGAAGUUGAUCAACUUGGUCCUGUCGGCCGGCGAAGCGAAUCUUCUGCCGUUUUUGCCGAUGUUUUAUCGUUUCAUUGGACUAACAGCUCUUCAAAAUGGUAUUUUGGGAAGCGCGAGACAUUUGGUUUCUUUUUGGGCUUCCCCUGUGCUGCGGAUCAUCGCCGAAAAGACAAACAAGAGAAAGUUUCUUUUUCUUGUCUUGCUGUUAGCCUCAGUGAUUUCUAAUAUUUCCCUCGGACUAGUAAGAACGGCAGUAUCCACAACAAACUUCCGAGCUUAUAACUGCGAGCAUUUAGAACUUAAUCACAGCAUUUCAAGAGUCAAUGGGUCCGACAUAAAUCACUUAAACGCUUCAACAAAGAAAUCAGCAGAAUUCUCUCCAACAGGUGCAAUCAAUAAAUCGCUCGCCACAUUAUUUUCGAAUGAGCCGGAAGCUGCCGUGGGAAAUUUAACGCUAUUAAAUAACAAUACGUCAACGACAAACAAAAGAUUUGACAUCGGAUUGCGGAAAAUUAAACGAAGAGACUCUGAAAACAACGGAAAUAUUUUAACUCUUGCGAGCCUAUCGCCUCUGGCACCCCAAGUUAAUAAUUCAGCAAGCACAUAUAACAAUAACCAAAUCGAUUACUUAAAUUAUCAAGCGAAGAGCGAAUGGUACAGCCUCUUCGGGUUUAGAAUGGAUUACACCUUCAAGGUCCUUUUCACUUUGGUACUUUUAAGUGAACUUUUCAUGUCCUCUAUGAAAGGAAUCAGUGGAGUUUUGUUUUCUGACAUAAACCGACAGAACAAAAUUUCUCGCUUUGCUAACAAUGUCUGGACAUCUUUAGGAACAGUUCUUGGAGGUGGAGUGCUAAUUAUGGUCAUUGGCUAUUAUCGGUGCGAGUUUGGCCUGAUAAACAGUUUCUACUUACAUUUUUAUAUUUAUGCAAUCUUUGGAGCUGUGUCCUUUGCUCUUGGCGCAGUCUUGAAGGAACAAGAGCAGAAGUCAAUCUUGGUACUGAGAUUUGCAAGGACAUGUGGACAUCUCUGUUGUGAUGUAAACAUGUUAUGCUUCCUUGCCGUGUUGCUGGUACUGGGAAUGGCAGAGUCUCUCAUGUACAACUUUAUGAUGUGGUACCUGCAAGACAUUGGAGCAUCAAUUGUUGUUAUGGGCAUAAUUUUAGUAACAAGUGCAUUCUCUGAAAUUCCAACACUGUACAUCUCAAAACACUUGAUUCGCUGCUGUGGUCAUCACUGGGUAAUAUUUGUGUCUCUCUUCUGUUAUGGAGGCCGUUUCCUUUAUUUCUCAUACUUUAAAAACCCCUGGCUUAUUAUUCCUAUAGAACUUCUUCAUGGUCUUUCAUAUACAACAGUUCACAUGGCUUGUUCAUCAUAUGCAGCCACAGUGGCCUUUCAGGGAACAGAAAAGACACUAAAGAUUAUUUUCUCCACAGUAUACCAUGGUCUGGGUAUGGGAAUUGGUGGUAUUGCUGUGGCUCUUUUGUAUCAAAUUUAUGGUCCUAUAGUGAUUUUUCGCUGUGCAGCAGGAGUAUGUGGUGUGUAUGCACUGGUUUUUGCCAUGCUUCAGUGUAUUCUUGUUCUACCUGAUGGAGAUAGAAGUGGAGGAAAGGUUAUGGAAUACCAACAGAUAAGCUUGGAUGGAGAAAGAGGUGACUUACCUUUUCAGGCAGACUGGCUAAUGGAAGCCCUACAGGCAGAGGAGGAAGGAGAGGAAGAGACUCACUUUAUGAAAUAAUCAGCCAAGGUGACCAGACCUUAUAAAUUUGUAAUGUUUUCUUUCUUGAGAAAUUUUCAAUUUGAAAAUACUUCCCAUGUAAUAUAAUUCUUAGAAAAACACUUUCUUUUCUUGGGAUGCUGUAUUUCUACCCACAUAUUUGAAAUCUAAAGAAGAAAAACAUUGCAAGAUUAAAUUAUU